AUUAGCUGCAAGGCCCGGUACCGAUGGUGUCAGGGGCUGAGUGGUACCUCGAGCUGAAGCCUUGUUGCUAUUAAACAGGUUUUGUGUACAUGAGCUUUGAUUCUUCGAUAAAAAGGCUGAUAAGAGCAGUAUUAUUGGUCAUCUGAGGUAAUUUACAUAAGCCAAGGCACACUCAGUCAGUCGCUACUCAGGACAGAGUUGCAGCCCCUAAACAAAGAUGUUGUCAUCUUUGAUCACCAUCACAACACUGCUUGCACUGUCGAAUGCUCAGUCAUGGGUACCCUCUGGCGAUCUUCCCGUGGACUUCACCCUGACGUUCUCAGCCCCGGAAAUGGUGUAUGACGUAUGUAAUCGUAAUUUCACUCAAAGUGCUAGGACUUUCACUGUCGCCACCACGGGAGUCGCGGUAACUCCUGGUGAGACUGCGAACGAUCCGACUGCCAUGACUAUUACAGGUGCAUCUUCAGGUGACAUGUUUACCAUCUUAAUGGUAGACCCAGACACCCCUUCUGCGAACGUAGGCACGACAGAAAAGCCACUGCUCCACAUGAUCAUCACAAACAUAACGAAUGCAGACCCGAGUACAGGAGCAGUCCUUGACCCGUACCGAGGACCCAUGCCCCCGCCCUGCUCGGGUGACCACACCUACCACUACCUCCUGCUCAGACAGACGGCCGCCUUGUCUCUGACCGUGGAUGACCUCCCAACGUACACCCCGGAUUGCAGCCUUGCUAACCUCGCCGGCAGGUGCCUUUUUGAAGUGGCAAACUUCAUCUCUUCUAACCAACUGACCCCAGUCUGUUACGUCACCAUGGUAGCAGCUACAGACGGAUAUGUUCGCUACAACUACGUUAACGACAGAGGUAGGUUCUUUAUAUUUCAACGCAGGCUGCCUUCAUCCAAGCACUGUACUUGAUGUGCCCAAAUCGUAUCCUUUGCAUAUACGGAAAAAGUGUUUUCACUGACUGUUAUCAUAUUAUCCUAGUAACAAACGUAACCAAUUUCCAAACUUCGGCGACAGUAUCACAUCUGCUAUCGCGAGAGGAAAUUUAAUGAUAGCUUGCGCGAGUGAGGUGAAAACGAGGGCGGGACGGUAUUGGCAGUAGGUCUUCCUUUUGGCAUUUGGGUUUUGCGAUUCUAGUAUAGGUCCCAGAUUGUACUAACGCGAGAGAAAUGUUCUCUGAGAAUGAAGAUUGUCCUUAUCAUUAAUCACAUGUCUCUUUUAUAAAUCAUACAACUGUUACAAAUAAAAGAAGACGAUAUUGAAAAGUUUGAUGGGGUAAAGCUGCUACUAUCCUGCGUUUACACAAUUUUUUUGCAAGGAGGCGGUGAGAUGGCGGCUGGUUAGACCUAGUAUUGUCUACAUAUUAGGUUAAAUUAUCUUGUGAUUUCUUUGGACAGGGAUGAGCGAAGCAGAUUCUUGCCGAGGACUUGAUGGGUACG
This is a messenger RNA of Branchiostoma floridae (Florida lancelet), 1443 nucleotides long. RefSeq names its product phosphatidylethanolamine-binding protein 1-like. The coding region runs from base 218 to 916 and encodes 232 amino acids. The transcript has 7 exons. The record is from RefSeq and is a predicted model, not a curated record. Lineage: Eukaryota; Metazoa; Chordata; Leptocardii; Amphioxiformes; Branchiostomatidae.